Nylanderia fulva is the source of this 3222-nucleotide messenger RNA. RefSeq lists its product as uncharacterized. Gene Ontology annotation, cellular component: mitochondrion. Lineage: Eukaryota; Metazoa; Arthropoda; Insecta; Hymenoptera; Formicidae. The record is from RefSeq and is a predicted model, not a curated record.
CUUUUUAUAUUCAGAAAUUUUUAGAAAAUCUGAUUUUACGUUUGUCUCCGUGUUGCUCUUGCUCGAUUUUUAACAGGCAUUCGAAAAAAUAGGUGCGUUCUAAAAUUUACCUCUUGGAAUGAGGUAAAAUCGUAAAAUUCGAUAAACCAAUCAGGACAAACGAAGCAAAUAUUUCUCCGUUCUGGUUGGUCAAUCAAAAGCUGCUCUGUUAUCAAGAAAUUUUGGAACAUAUCCCAAUGGGAGGGAUAAGUCCUUCGCGCAUGCGUAAUAAUACGAACAUUUUCAAUAACAUUUUCGAACAAUUCCGAUAAAAGCAAAUCGAAAAUAAAAACUCGCGGAAAGAAAUGUGCGUGUAAAGUUUGUGACAUCAAUAUCGAUCAUUUAUUUCGCACAGAUGCAUUAUACGCACAUAUAUGUAUAAACAGAUGAUGUAUUAAUUAAGGAAUUUUUCGUACAAUGACUAAUUAUCGUGGCGAGAGAGAGAGAGAGAGAGAAAUGCGACUUUGAAUCGACUUUGACUUUGACUGACGGCGCUGGUAUGCGGCGCGUCACGUGUCACGUGACGGGAGUGAAGCCGGAGUGGGAGAACACCUGCGCAUUAGUGCGCAUUCCAGUCUCCCCACCACCGUCUUCUACUGCGCAAUACGGCGAAGCGAGAGAGAAAGGCACAUCUCUCUUUCUCUCUCUCUGAAGUUAUCGAAAAAUCGUUUUCUUAUCAAGAAUAUGUAUCUAUGUCAUCUAUAUGUGUGUAUGAGAAUAAAUAUUUUAAUAAAAAUAUAUACAUAUUUACAUAAAUUCAUAAAAAAUCGUGCGCAACUGCAUGAGCACUCUGAGCAGUGAUUUUAUCAAUAGUCGAAAAAAAGAUUUGUCACUUUAAUUAGUGAAUUGUGUAUAGAUGGAGUGGGCUGCUCAAGGCUGUUUGUUACAGAAAAAUAAUAGAGGAAAUGUGUUUAAAUAUAUCAACGAUACAAUAAGAGACAAAGUAAUAUACCUGAGGAAAAUAUCAAGAUCUUCAAAGAAGAAAGAAAGAAAAACAUCUAUGUUAUAUUUAAAUAUGAGGUUGUCAAAGAGUCACGUGUUAAGUGACAUAUUGACGCAUGUGCGCAAAAAUACAUCCCUUCUAUUAUUAUUACGCAUAAUUUUCAAGAUUCCUCCUUAAGAAAACGUGCCAAUCACUCCACAGUUCGACGUAUAAAUUAUCUUUCGUUCGAAGCGUUCGAAUCUUCGAAUUUUGACAAGAUGUGCGUGUCGAUGACAGUCCUUGGUCGACGAGGAUUUGUUUCGAAGGACUUUGUACAAUUCAACAUGAAAUCACAUUAUUCUAGUAAUCGUAAUGAAAUAUUAAUGAACAACGCAUUAUUGCGAUGUUGCCCCGCGUCGUCGUGCAUCGUUGACGUUUCACGAAUUCUAAGCAAAAAAUUCUCUUCCACGAGAACUCCAAUUUCCUCCGACACUGUCAUCGAAGCCUUGACGAAGCAACAAGCAAAGGAAUUGACUUCGAAGCUUAGCUCGGAAGAACGUAAGCUGUUCUUGGCGGCAUUGAAUGAAAGCAAAUCGGAGGAAGACAAAGCUGGUUAUACAGGUCAAUUAGCAGCUUUUCGAUGGAGGAGCAAGCUUGGCAGACCUAGUAAAAUACCAUCGUUGGGUGAGGUGGAUCCUACAGGAACCUUCUGCCCCAUGCCAGAUGAUUGGUUAAAUCGCAAAUAUGUUGAAAACGUUCCAGAACCAACUACAAAAGAUCUGGUACUAGUCGCAAUUGCAAACGCAAUUCCGUUCGUCGGGUUUGGUUUUCUUGACAACUUCAUCAUGAUUGUUGCUGGCGAUCAAAUUGAGCUGGUGUUGAACAGAAGGUUUCCUAUCUCGACCAUGGCAGCGGCCGCAUUGGGCAACACGGUGUCCGAUGUUAUUGGAAUCGGGUCGGUACAUUACGUCGAGAUGUUCGCCCAGAAAGUCGGCUUUGAAGCGCCCAAGUUGACAUUAGGGCAACUGAAUCUACCUAGGACACGGAUAGCCGCAAACUUGGGCAGAGUCAUCGGAGUUACGAUUGGAUGUCUUAUUGGUAUGACGCCUAUACCGCUAGCCGCGCUUUUCCGCAGUAACUAAAUUGCUUGAAAAUCGACUGAGAAACGAAUUAAAUGAAUUAACACAUGGGACCGUAAACAGCUCACUUACAGUAAGCACUUUAUUUUAAAAUGGCCUAUAAAUUUUUAUAAUUUUAAUGUUUAACUGCCACAAUAACACAAUUUGUCCCAACAAAAGUAUUUAAUAUAUAAAUGUAUAGGAUGUUAUAUAGACUGUAUAGAGAACACGAAGUAUUGUUAUGUGUGUGUAAUAUCAAUUUUCUUUUUUACUAGUUUUUAAAAUAGUUAAUUUUUAAUUCUCAUAUGAUAUUGUGUUGGUAUUUUGAUUCAGCAUUGAAUCUAUUAAAUAAAAGCAAGUAAAAAAGUUUUUUAAUUUUUUUAUAUAUAGAUAAAAUUAGGAAAAAAAAGUUUUAAUCUCAGUUCCAAAAGAAUGUCUGUCGUUUUUCGUUCGUUCGUAUAUAUUUAUUUGAUGCAAAAUCAAAUAAACCAUAUAUAGCAUUUGAUGUCUAGAUGAUAGAAGCACACACAAUGUUCUCUCUCGUAGUAUGUAAUCAGAUAUUUAUUUGGAAAAACACGUCUGUUAGUAUCGAACGUUACAAAAGUUAGUACAAAAAUAUAGAUAUAUGUAUAUAUCUUCUGAGAUUUAAUGGGCGAAUCGUUAUGAGGAAGCUAAUAGUAAAUAUUUAAAAAUAUCGAUGACUGAACGACUUUUAUAAUAUAAUAUGUCCGACCGUUUUCAAUCAUUAGCCUAAUUGAAACUACAAUGUUUCCUAAUGCUUCCUUCCAAUUCACGUUACGACGAUAGUCUUCUGGUGCAAAAUCCUUCAUCUUGUCUAUCUUUUCUAUCUUCCUUAUCUUUAAAGCUUGCGUCGAAUUAAACGAGAAUUUAGCGUUGGUAAUAUUUAAUCUAGUGGAAUUCGUGCAUUCGAUAUCGUUCUCCAAAAUACAGUACUCGGGCAGCCAAGUCAUCAUGGAAUUCAGCCACCAUUGCCAACCAACUAUGUCAUCCUUAUCAUCAUCGUGAUCGACCUCUGUAGAAUAAUCAAGAUUCUCAUCCAGAAUCAACGAAUCGGAUAUUGGAAGAUUGUUGGCGUUGAUUUCUUGGGAUUGUGUAUUUAUCAAUAAAUCGGUUGACAUUAAA